UUUCCUGCAAGGCAUACAGACAGCUCUCUAUAUACUCCAUUAGUACACAAAGUACCUUCUGGCUAGACGCGAACCGCUACAACGUUUUAACGCAGCGGGAAACUCACGUUAUUUUAUUAUCGACUAUUAGAUUGUCUUACUCUUACUCCUGUUUUAUUCCUGAUUGUUACUAAUUGCAUCCAUUGUUAAAUGCAAGUGCAUUCUGUAUUCUUACUGACUUGGCUCAGUUUUUCUCUCGUUCUCUUCUUAGAUUUCUACACUCGCUUAUCACAUAACAUACUUUCAGGCUAGACGCAAAACAUUCAAAGGCUGGACGUUACAACGUCGUAAAAAGUUGGUUAUCUUAAAAUAAGUCAAUGACAAGUUCAGUUACCUGCAUAAUUGAAGUCUCAUUUGCUUCAGUAUAAGCUUUGUUACGCUAAUAAUGAAACUGUUACAUGGCGAUGCAAAUAUUCCCGACAUGAAGUCUAUAUUUGGUUCAGAUGUUUCUGGAUGUGUUAACAUGAAUGUAAUGCCUGGCAGCAAAUCAGCAAACCUAGUGCCAUACGCUGUUAAAAAGUUCCAAAGUGGAGAGACGGAUACGAUUAUAUGGUGGAGCAAACACGGUGCUGUUGCCAAGACUGUUGCAUGUGCUGAGAUGUUCAAAAGCAUUGUACUUAACACAAUCUCACAGACGUCACAAUUAGAUAGUGCCAGCCCACCAAAAAUUUACCAAUGUAGUCGCCUGCAUCUUCAAUCAUGUAAUUGCUCAGUUCCUGAUACAACAAUAACUUGCACCCUGGAAGAACCGGGGAUUGCUAUCCUAUUUUCCAAAUCUCAGUUCCCAGGAGAAGAUUGUCAACUGCCUGUUGAUUUCGGGGGUAACAGUUUUUCAGACUUUAUGAACAAAGGGGAUACAUCUAAAUCAAAUUUAGAUCAUCCACCUAGUCGUCGUCGCUUAUCUCGUACUAUUCGGAAAAAACGUGAUACCGUUCGUGACUCCAAUAAGAACGAGGCCAAGUUUGUUAAUAAUAGUUCUUCAGAGAUGGGUGAUUUCCAUAGUGUCCCUUUUCAAACACCCCGUCUGGCUGCGGCUAUUUCAAAUGUAAAUAAAGUAUUAAAGCAUAAAAAAUUGAAUAGGAAACGAAAAAAGUCAAAGUCGUGAAGAAAUACUUUGUGGUGUAUUUUUAUUUACCUAGUUCCGAUUGUGAUGUCCAUUACCUUUUCGCACUUAUUUUUACAAUGAAACAAAGAGUAUAAAAUUGAAAUACACUUUAUAUUGUAUUAUUUAGUACAAGUUUUUUCUUUAAUAUACAAGUUGAUUUUAAAAUAUUUCUCAGACAACUCUGCUACAUAAUUGUUGUUGUUGCUUUAAAAGCAUAAAUAAUAACUUGUAAAACCUAAAGCAUGAUAGGCUAUC
Messenger RNA from Schistosoma spindalis, 1399 nucleotides. Lineage: Eukaryota; Metazoa; Platyhelminthes; Trematoda; Strigeidida; Schistosomatidae. The record is from the annotation of a GenBank genome assembly.